GUCAAAGGGCAUCAGAGGGAAACGGAGGGGUGUGGUGCAGAGGGGAUAGGAAUAUAUUUAGCCGAGAGCCCUGUAAGUCUAGGAGCCCUGAGCCUCAGCUCAGAUCCUCAGUCCUCUGGAGUCUGUUCAAAUACCAGCCAUGCUCGCCGCCGCGGGCUCCCUGGUGGCCGCCAUCUGGGCAGGGCUCCAUUUCCGGACUGUGCUGCUGGCUGCUGUCGUCUUCUUGUUUCUGUCUGACUACUUCAGAAGCCGGCGCCCCAAGAACUUCCCUCCAGGGCCGCGACGCCUGCCCUUCCUGGGCAACAUAUUCCAGAUAGACUUUAAGCAGCCCCACCUGGCGGUCCAACAGCUUGUGAAGAAGUAUGGGAAUGUCAUCAGUCUGGAUGUUGGAAUCAUGUCUUCAGUGAUUAUAAGCAGUCUGCCUUUAAUCAAAGAAGCCUUUACUCACCUGGAUGAAAACUUUAUAAGUCGCCCUAAAUUUCCUAUGCAAAAACAUAUCUUUAAUGAAAAUGGGUUGAUCUUCUCCAGAGGCCAGACAUGGAAGGAACAAAGAAGGUUCGCCCUGAUGACACUGAGGAACUUUGGAUUGGGAAAGAAGAGCUUAGAACAGCGCAUCCAGGAAGAAUCGCGACACCUUGUGGAGGCCAUAGGAGAGGAGGGAGGACAACCUUUUGACCCUCACUUCAAGAUCAACAAUGCUGUUUCCAAUAUCAUUUGCUCCAUCACUUUUGGUGAACGUUUUGAGUACCAUGACAGUCAGUUUCAGGAGCUGCUGAGGUUACUGGAUGAGGCCAUGUAUUUGGGUUCCUCACUAAUGGUCCAAUUCUAUAACAUCUUCCCGGGGAUAAUGAAACAUCUUCCCGGACAACACCAAACAGCAAUAGCUACCUGGGAAAAACUGAAAUCGUAUGUUUCUGAUAGAGUUGACAAUCACCGCAAAGACUGGAACCCUGAUGAGCCGAGAGACUUCAUUGAUGCUUUCCUCAAGGAAAUGACAAAGUACCCAGACAAGGCUACUACAAGUUUCAAUGAAGAAAGCCUCAUCUGCAGCACCCUGGACCUAUUCCUUGCUGGAACAGAGACAACAUCCACAACUCUGCGCUGGGCUCUGCUCUACAUGGCCCUCUUCCCAGAAGUCCAAGAAAAAGUACAGGCUGAAAUUGACAGAGUGAUUGGCCAGGAGAAGCAGCCCAGCCUGGCUGACCGAAACUCCAUGCCCUACACCACUGCUGUUGUCCAUGAGGUGCUGAGAAUGGGAAAUAUCAUCCCUCUAAAUGUUCCCAGGGAAGUGACAGUUGACACUACAUUGGCUGGAUUCCACCUGCCAAAGGGUACUUUAGUCCAAACCAACUUGACUGCACUGCACAUGGACCCCAAAGAAUGGGCCACGCCAGACAUCUUCAAUCCAGAGCACUUUUUGGAGAAUGGACAGUUUAAGAAGAGAGAAUCUUUCCUGCCUUUCUCAAUGGGAAAGCGAGCUUGCCCUGGAGAACAACUGGCCAGGUCUGAGCUUUUUAUUUUCUUCACUGCUCUUGUGCAAAAGUUUACCUUCAAGCCGCCAGUCAAGGAGAAGCUGAGCCUGAAAUUCAGAAUGGGUAUCACCCUUUCCCCGGUCAGUCACCGCCUCUGUGCUGUCCCCAGACUGUGAUGUCAGACGCAGAAAGAGAAAGAAGAGCAGGAAGAAGUGAGGCAUGCUCUGAGCCACUGGGGCAACACAUAUGUAAAGGGAGAGAAGGAAGGUGACUGGGGAAAGAUGAGAAGAAGAGGAAUUAGGCUACAGUUAUUUGAUCCAUGUCCUGGACUGCUGUGAUCUCCAAAUUGAUGGUGGAUAAAUCACUUACAAAUCUUUUCAUCUGAGAGUUGCAAUGAGAAUGAUGGUUCCUCCUGUAAAGAAAGUUUUUGGAAACAUGAAAUGAUGGGUUAGAAACAGCAUGGAAAUUGUUAAGUCAUAUUAUAAAAAUUAUACCUUCAAUUUGC
Messenger RNA from Peromyscus maniculatus bairdii (prairie deer mouse), 1977 nucleotides. RefSeq names its product cytochrome P450 2J4-like. Gene Ontology annotation, cellular component: intracellular membrane-bounded organelle; cytoplasm. NCBI's taxonomy places the organism in Eukaryota, Metazoa, Chordata, Mammalia, Rodentia, Cricetidae. The record is from RefSeq and is a predicted model, not a curated record. Gene Ontology annotation, molecular function: iron ion binding; oxidoreductase activity, acting on paired donors, with incorporation or reduction of molecular oxygen, reduced flavin or flavoprotein as one donor, and incorporation of one atom of oxygen; heme binding. Gene Ontology annotation, biological process: xenobiotic metabolic process.